Ectocarpus sp. CCAP 1310/34 is the source of this 1619-nucleotide messenger RNA. The record is from the annotation of a GenBank genome assembly. NCBI's taxonomy places the organism in Eukaryota, Phaeophyceae, Ectocarpales, Ectocarpaceae.
UACGGCAGCAAGCUUCCUCCCAAAGAACAGGCGACGCAGUUCAUGGCAGUCGAGGCGUGCCUGUCUGCCGGGGUCCCUCUCAACGCCCUCGAGAAUUCACUGAUGAAGGAUUUCCUACACCACUUGGGGGCGAGGCUGCCGGGAGCACGGCACCUUGCCAACUACAUCCCUUUCAUCGAGAAAAAGGAGAAGCAGCGGAUUCUCGACGAGGUUGGGGACUCCCGGUAUGCGAUCACAUUCGACGAGACGCCGUACCGCGCUGCGUGCUUCGGGAUUGGUAUCCGUUUCGUCAACAAGGAAGGACAGAUCACCCAGCGAGUGCUUAACUUGAGCAUGCUGAGCAAGUCCAUGGACUUCAAGGCCAUCCACGGCGAAGUCAUGAAGAUCACGGUGGACGAGUACAAAAUAGACCGCAGCAAGUGCGUCGGUUUCAUGCUCGACGGAUGCGGCGCCAACAUGAAGGCCCUGGACACGCUGCUGCUGAACUUCCCGAACGCUGUCGGCGUUCGGUGCUUCUCCCACCUCCUCAACAACUGUGGCAACGAGCUGAGCUCGGAGGAGACCGACAAAUUCGCUGGCCACUUGCACGUACUCCUGGCCCAUAGCCACAACGCUAGAGACUUGUGGUUGCAGGAGACGAAGGUGUCGCCUCCGAAACCCGUUUCUCACCGCUGGAGCUCGCGUUACGUGCGGAACAACGCCUUGGUGCUGAACUGGCAGCAGAUGAAGACCUUCGUCGACAAGUUCACCUCGACCGAAGAGUCCAGGUCCAAGUCGGCCGCUGCGAUGAGGGAGGAGCUCGGGCGUGUUCGGCCGGAUGGUGUCCACCAGGAGCUCAUCUUGCAGCUGGGAUUCGCGGUAACUGUGGACGUCGGGAUCCACCUGGUCCGUGCCACCCAUCUACUCGAGGGAGACGGAUUCCUGCUACCUGAGGCGUACGAUGCCAUCGUGAGUGUGCGCAAAGGUCUGGCCCUGACCUUGGACAGCAACGUCCCUCCGCGGUUUGAGGACAAGGUGAACAUGCCUAACGUGAACGCGCUCGUGAGGGAGUACUCCAACAGCGUGAACGCCAACGAGUCGGUCAAGAAGUGGCUGAGGGAGAAGGCACUCUUCGACAUGCAUGCCGUCCGGCAGUACGUGUUUGACAGGAUCGGGGACCACCCAGAAGCCAAGGAACGCAAUGCUAUUCGGGUCUUCAAGGCCGCGAGAAUCCUGAACUUUAGGGUCGUGACGGGGCACGGAGUGGAGGAGUCGGACGUACACGUCCUAGCAGAAGUAUUUCCGUUCGUGACAACGGCCAUGGUCCAUGAGCUCGUAGUAGAAAAGGAUCUCUACAGCACCGCGGCGGCUGGCACGGACUCGGGGUGUGAUUUGUGGGCUUUCUGGCAUGACAACAGGCCUGAACUCCCUGCUUGGUACAAUGUAGCCAAGGACGUAGCUUUGAUCCAACCCUCUUCCGCUUUCAUGGAACGGGUGUUUUCUCUGCUUCGUGCUUGCAUGGACGAGCGGCAGGAGCAGUGCCUCAGCGACCGGAUUACGGCAUCAACCCUUCUCAAGUACAACAGGGCUUCCAGUGCUAGAAGCUAGAAGGCAUUCUUUCAUCGUUGCUAAAAGUGCUG